Messenger RNA from Erinaceus europaeus (western European hedgehog), 3061 nucleotides. It is a transcript of the gene DVL2, whose product is annotated as dishevelled segment polarity protein 2. Bases 281 to 2488 code for a protein of 735 amino acids. Gene Ontology annotation, biological process: intracellular signal transduction; canonical Wnt signaling pathway. Lineage: Eukaryota; Metazoa; Chordata; Mammalia; Eulipotyphla; Erinaceidae. Gene Ontology annotation, cellular component: cytosol. Gene Ontology annotation, molecular function: frizzled binding. The record is from RefSeq and is a predicted model, not a curated record. The transcript is spliced from 15 exons.
GUCACGUGGCAUGGGAAGGGGUGGGCGGGGCACUCGCGACGUUGGCGGCGGUGGCUCACGGUGGUGGCGGCAGUGUCUGGAUUGGGGUCUUACUGUACCACCGCGGUCCUGUCCCGGUGCCGUCCCCCGCGGAUUCGUGCCUUCUUGCCCACUGCACCUCCCUAGCAACGGGUCGGACUCGUAGGCGCCCGCGCGUUGGUGUGCAGGUGUGCGCAGGCGCGGCAGGGGCGACUAGCCCAGUUGGGUGGGCGGCGGAGCCUGGGAGCGCGCGGGCGAGACCAUGGCGGGCAGCAACGCGGGGGGCGGGGGCGCCGGGGAGACGAAGGUGAUCUACCACCUGGAUGAAGAAGAGACUCCCUACCUGGUCAAGAUCCCUGUGCCCGCUGAGCGCAUCACCCUGGGCGAUUUCAAGAGCGUUCUGCAACGGCCCGCGGGCGCUAAGUACUUCUUCAAGUCUAUGGAUCAGGAUUUUGGGGUGGUGAAAGAAGAAAUUUCAGAUGACAAUGCUCGCCUUCCCUGCUUCAACGGAAGGGUGGUAUCCUGGCUGGUGUCAUCAGAUAACUCCCAACCUGAGAUGGCUUCUGCAGCUCAUGAACCCCGGACAGAACUGGUACCACCACCCCCACCAUUACCUCCUCUGCCGCCAGAGAGAACUAGUGGUAUUGGGGACUCCAGGCCACCGUCUUUCCACCCUAAUGUGUCCAGCAGUCGUGAAAAUCUGGAACCUGAAACAGAAACAGAGUCAGUAGUGUCUCUGAGGCGGGAGCGGCCUCGCAGGAGAGACAGCAGUGAGCAUGGCGCUGGGGCCCACCGGCCCAGUGGCCCUUCAAGGCUGGAGCGUCACCUGGCUGGGUACGAGAGCUCCUCUACCCUCAUGACCAGUGAGCUGGAGAGCACCAGUCUGGGAGACUCGGACGAGGAUGACACCAUGAGCAGGUUCAGCAGCUCCACAGAACAGAGCAGUGCCUCCCGCCUCCUCAAGCGCCACCGGCGACGGAGGAAACAACGGCCACCCCGCCUGGAGAGGACCUCCUCCUUCAGCAGUGUCACCGACUCCACAAUGUCUCUCAACAUCAUCACAGUCACCCUCAACAUGGAGAAGUACAACUUCCUGGGCAUCUCCAUUGUGGGCCAAAGCAACGAGCGGGGAGAUGGUGGCAUCUACAUUGGUUCCAUCAUGAAAGGUGGGGCUGUGGCAGCUGAUGGGCGCAUUGAGCCAGGAGACAUGCUUCUGCAGGUGAAUGACAUGAACUUUGAGAACAUGAGCAAUGAUGACGCAGUGCGCGUGCUGAGGGACAUUGUCCACAAGCCAGGCCCCAUCGUGCUGACGGUGGCCAAGUGUUGGGAUCCCUCUCCCCAGGCCUAUUUCACUCUUCCUCGAAAUGAGCCCAUCCAGCCAAUUGACCCCGCUGCCUGGGUCUCACACUCAGCUGCACUGACUGGCACAUUCCCAGCCUAUCCAGGUUCCUCGUCCAUGAGCACCAUUACAUCGGGGUCCUCUCUGCCUGAUGGCUGUGAGGGUCGAAGUCUCUCCAUUCAUACAGACAUGGCUUCUGUGACCAAGGCCAUGGCAGCUCCAGAGUCUGGACUGGAAGUUCGGGACCGCAUGUGGCUCAAGAUCACUAUUCCCAAUGCCUUUUUGGGCUCGGAUGUGGUUGAUUGGCUGUACCACCAUGUGGAGGGCUUUCCAGAGCGGCGGGAAGCCCGCAAGUACGCCAGCGGGUUGCUCAAGGCGGGCCUUAUCCGGCACACUGUAAACAAGAUCACCUUCUCUGAGCAGUGCUACUAUGUCUUCGGAGACCUGAGUGGUGGCUGUGAGAGUUACCUGGUCAAUCUGUCUCUGAAUGAUAACGACGGCUCCAGUGGGGCUUCCGACCAGGAUACCUUAGCUCCUCUGCCUGGGGCCACCCCUUGGCCCCUGCUGCCCACCUUUCCCUACCAGUACCCAACCCCACACCCAUACAGCCCCCAGCCCCCACCCUACCAUGAGCUCUCGUCUUAUACCUAUGGUGGAGGCAGCGCCAGCAGCCAGCACAGUGAGGGGAGCCGGAGCAGUGGGUCAACACGAAGUGAUGGGGGUGCGGGACGCACAGGGAGGCCUGAGGAGCGGGCCCCCGAGUCCAAGUCUGGCAGUGGCAGUGAGUCCGAGCCCUCCAGCCGGGGAGGCAGUAUUCGUCGGGGUGGGGAACCUGGCAGUACCAGUGAUGGGGGCCCACCACCGUCCAGGGGCUCGUCAGGGGGUCCUCUCAAUCUCCGAGCCCACCCAGGGCUCCAUCCCUAUGGCCCGCCCCCUGGCAUGGCCCUCCCUUAUAAUCCCAUGAUGGUGGUAAUGAUGCCCCCACCCCCACCUCCUGUGCCUCCUGUGCAGCCCCCAGGGGCCCCUCCAGUCAGAGACUUGGGCUCUGUGCCCCCAGAGCUGACAGCUAGCCGCCAAAGCUUCCACAUGGCCAUGGGCAACCCCAGUGAGUUCUUUGUGGAUGUCAUGUAGAGCCCAUACUGGGGCCAUGCCAGACCUGUGCCUUUGGCCUGCCCAGCAGUGCUUGGUGCUCCCGUCCUGACUGGAUGUCACCAGUCACACGUGCUCAUUACUCCUCUGGUGCCUGGGCUCAGUCCUGAGGGCUGUUGCCUGUUGUGAGGCUGUGCCACUGUGACUUACCAGCAGUGCCUGGUUCCUCCCUCUUCCUGCAGGGUGUACAAGGGACCUUUGGUUAUUUUUAGCUUUAUUUUUUGUAAGCCUUUUGGGGGGGUUGAAAUAGGUUUUCCUACAUUUUUUUAACUUUUUUUUUUAGUAGACAAUUCUUUAUAUGAAGAAUCCCCAUCUCCUCGACCCCUUCUUCUAACCUCAAAAUGUGACCUCCUAGUCUGUUUGCCCAACCAGCUCUGUCCUGAGUGGGGUGAAGGGUUGACAAUGGUACCCUGGGAGGAAGAAGGGGAUCAGAUACCCUAGACACAGAUGAAAGGAAAUUGGGUACUUGGUAUUUGGGGGCCAUGUAGCUGCUUUUGUUACUUUAUUUAUUUUAGUCACUUGUAUAAAACACCAAAUAAAGCAAUAAGGGCAAAA